Molecule: messenger RNA, 1121 nt
Organism: Gymnodraco acuticeps
Lineage: Eukaryota; Metazoa; Chordata; Actinopteri; Perciformes; Bathydraconidae
Gene: cav4a
Biological process (GO): caveola assembly
Cellular component (GO): caveola
Molecular function (GO): molecular adaptor activity
Source: RefSeq, a predicted model, not a curated record
UCGGCGGACACAGUGAGCUGUAAGGGAAGUGACAAUCACUAAGUCUCUGGAUUGUGUUUUCUUUACGGGUUUCGAUGCUCAGGAUGAUGAAAGGGAAAGAUUCAGAGGAAGUAGAGAUUGACUUGGAGGACUCCAGUGACUCUGAAUCUGAUAACGGGGAGGAACCUGAGAUGCUGUGGAAAGCCCCUCCUGCUCACGAAGAAGAAGAAGACAUUCAUACCACCACACUGGUGGAAAUCAGUGAUACUAAGCCUCUGAAUGUCAGAGACCCCCGUGAUAUAAAUGACUGUCUCAAGGUGACGUUUGAGGAUGUGAUUGCUGAACCGGUGUCGGUGCGCAGUGGGGACAGAGUGUGGAUCUGGAGUAAUGCCCUGUUUGAGGUGUCCAGGGUUUGGAUCUACAGGAUAGUCACAGUGAUUCUGGCAAUUCCCAUUUCAAUUAUCUCUGGACUCCUCUUCGCCAUCCUCAGCUGCUUCCACAUCUGGUGGUCGGUCCUUGCAGCCACUGUCUCCGCAUCGGUGCCCGCUGGCUGCAGAGCCUAUGGAGCAUUGUGCUGUCCGUCGUUGUGCGCCCCUUCCUCACGAGUGCUGGGCGAUGCUGUGGAGGCUUCAGCAUUCACCUGGCCAAGGAAUGAGACUCACACAUCCGGACUGGGAUUGUUUUUUUAUGUAAACUGUUUUCCAGUGGACUGAGCCACAGUCCACUGGAUGUUUGAAUCUUUAAUAGUCUAUUCAAAAUAUUUUUUUUUAUAAAUAGUACUUUCUUAAAUAACUUACAGUGGUUGAUUUGAACUUUAACGAUGAAAGUGAUCGUUGUUGAUAGUAAUGCAGCUCUAUGAUACCAUAGUGGACUAUUGUCUCUGUAUUAAUUUUUGAUUUUUGAGUGACUUCAGCAUACAUUUUUGUGCAAAUUGAUGAAUGUAUCAUCCUUUUUAUUUUAUAUUGUUAAAUGUGUUUAUUUCUCUGUAGAUAAAACACUUAUUAACUGAGUUUUUAUCUCGCAGUAUGGCAACUCCUUAUGGCAGUAUGAAUCACAACAUGAGCCUGCUUUCCCCUUGAGAAAAAUGUGUACAGUGUGUGUGUGUGUGUGUGUGUGUGUGUGUGUGUGUGUGUGUGUGUGUG